Messenger RNA from Cynoglossus semilaevis (tongue sole), 1742 nucleotides. Its product is annotated as fibroblast growth factor 13-like. Lineage: Eukaryota; Metazoa; Chordata; Actinopteri; Pleuronectiformes; Cynoglossidae. The transcript has 4 exons. The coding region runs from base 764 to 1426 and encodes 220 amino acids. The record is from RefSeq and is a predicted model, not a curated record. Gene Ontology annotation, molecular function: growth factor activity.
GCUGCUGCUGCUGUUGUUGCUGCUGCUGCUGCUGAUGCUUCACUGACGAACACUCUUCACGCCGCUGCUGAUGCUCCCGCCGCCAGUGCUGCUGCUGCUGCUGCUGCAUUUCUUCUGUCACGGAGCGGAGCAGCAUCACCGGAGGAGCGGCGCAGAGCAGCAGCAGCCUCAGUCACCUCCUCCUCCUCCUCCACCUCCACCUCCUCCAUCAGCUGUAUCCUCAGCCUCGGCACCAACUACUCAACCUGCAGCCUCCUCCAGCACCGUCAGCGGCAGCAGCAGGAGCCCGGACUCAGCUGUUGAUUCCGAACUCGGACCCGGAUCUGAAUCUCUCCUCCCUCGGCCAACAGGACGCACCUGAGCGUGGAACGUCCAGCCCGCGCCACUCUGAGCCCUUCAGGGGGGCGGAGGGAUGGAGUGAAGCCACGUCGUUAUCACUCACUGGCACUGGCACUGGCACUGGCACUGGAUUUGGUUUGAUCGACCUCCGUGUGGCGCACGGACGCGCCGGUGAUGGAGGAUUCUAGACGGUUUUUUUUUUUAGGAUCACGGAUUUCUGCGGGACUGCAGCGGCCGGAGUGUGAUGCGAACUGAGCCGUGGGUGGCGUAGAGCCCCCCUCUCUCCCUCCCCAUCUCCCUUUACCCUCACCCUCUCUUCCUUCAAAAAAACCCACCCUCUCCCCCAGUCAAUCGCGGUAACAGCGGACUCUGCCUGGGACUCACAGCGGCGCUUGGCUCCACGGGCGGCGGGUGAGGAAGGAUCAUGUCCCGGGCAGCGGCCAUCGCCAGCUCCCUGAUCCGCCAGAAGCGGCAGGCGAGGGAGCGGGAGAAGGCGAACGCCUGCCGAGGCAGCGGCAGCCCGAGCAACAGCAAAGGCGCAAACGAGAAAUCGAGCAAACUCAACGUUUUCUCCCGCGUCAAAUUGUUCGGCUCGAGGAAGAAACGGAAGAGGAGACGGCCACCAGACCCCCAGUUAAAGGGCAUUGUGACCAGGCUUUCCAGCCGCCAGGGCUUCCAGCUGCAGAUGCAGCCUGACGGCACCAUUGAUGGAACCAAGGAUGAAGACAGCACUUAUGCUGUGUUUAACCUGAUUCCUGUGGGGCUUCGUGUGGUGGCCAUCCAGGGCGUCCAGACCAAACUCUACUUGGCAAUGAACAACGAAGGCUUUCUCUACACCUCUGAACAUUUUACACCGGAGUGUAAGUUCAAAGAGUCGGUGUUUGAGAACUACUACGUCACCUACUCCUCCAUGCUGUACCGGCAGCAGGCCUCGGGCCGCGCCUGGUACCUGGGACUCAACAAGGAGGGAGGAAUCAUGAAGGGAAACCACGUGAAGAAGAACAAGGCUGCUGCACACUUUAUACCUAAACCACUCAAAGGUGAGAGGAAGUACAACCUGACAAAUACGCAGUACUCUGUGUACUAGGUUACUGAUGAUGUACUGAUAUAGUAAUUCAUAAAAAAUCUAGAAGACUCUCAUCUGCUCCCUCGCUGCCCUCUGUAAUGGUUCAGGGCUGCAUUUUAGACAGUUGUGUUGGGAACCAGGUGUAGCCAAGGUUACCAUGGGAACAGUCAGUUACAGAUCACAUCAUUUAGAACAAGAGAACAACUAGAAAUGAUCUCUUCAGGAUCUUUAAACAGAUGUUUGGAGGCCAUUUUAACUAUUCAGGAAUUAAGUGCUAACAAUUAAAGUCAACUGUAGAAAUACGUUAACAUUAUGGUUAUUUUAUGAUACACGUUUU